UACCUUUCUCUGGCUCUCUCUCUCUCCCUCUUCCCUUUAAACAGGGUUAAGUAUCAAGCCAUUGCUGGGAACUCAUAUGACUACUUUUCUAAGAGUUUUAGUUUUGAUGGGGCGUUAGCAUGAAUGGCUUAAUUCGUGUCCUGUACAUGAUUCAAUGAGGUGAUUUGGCCAGAAAAAGAAGUGCUAGCUCCUGCUGUCCUGCUGCAGAGUUUAGCUAAAAGCAAAGAAGCAUUUGAGGAGUUAUAAAGGAAAUGGAAGCAUCAGUUGUUGUAAUCUCAAACAAUGUUUCCAGGGUUCUUCUCAUCGUUUUCCUGUUGUUGAAUUGCUUCCCUACACUACUGUUAAUAUCUGAAGCUCAAACCUUACCAGAUGCAGAAGUACAAGCGCUUAAAAGCAUAGCAAAGAAAUUAAAAAAUGGGCAUUGGAACGUGAGUUCAACUUCCUGCAGUGAGGGUGGAGGUUUAAAUGUGAACAUUAGUGGCUCCGCCGCCGGCUUGGGCAAGAGCAACGUCACUUGUAGCUGCUCCACUACUGUUUGCCAUAUCACAAAUAUUCAGCUAAUGGGGAUGAACCUCACUGGAGUUAUACCUGAAGAAUUCGCUGAUCUUCCAUAUUUGCAAGAAAUAGACCUGACUCUAAACUAUCUGAAUGGAUCAAUUCCUACUCGUUGGGCUGAGAUCCCUCUCGUCAUCAUCUCUAUGUUGGGAAACCGCAUCAGUGGAACAAUUCCUAAGGAGAUUGGUGGCAUCGCUACGCUGGAGCAGCUGGUCUUGGAAGAUAACGAACUUGAAGGAACCCUUCCUCCAGAGCUUGGUAAUUUAUCACGUUUGAAGAGAUUCAUUGUUUCUACGAACAAUUUCUCAGGAAUUAUACCGGAAACAUAUGGCAAGCUUACUAACUUGGUACAAUUUUUGAUAGAUGGGACUGGCAUCUCUGGGAAGAUCCCUUAUUUCAUUGGGAACUGGACUAAACUAGAUAGACUGGAUAUGCAGGGCACGUCCUUGGAGGGCCCUGUUCCUUCUAAUAUCUCCCUCUUGAAAAACCUAACUGCAUUGAGGGUAUCUGACCUUCAUGGGUCAAAUAUGAGUUUUCCUUUCCCUGACUUGCGGAAUCUGACAAAUUUAAAUGAAUUAGACCUGAGCUUUAACAGGUUGACUGGUCAAAUUCCAGAUUUUGGGAGUUCGGCGUAUCUGCAAUUCCUGUUUCUCUCUAACAAUUUUCUGACUGGAGAAGUAUCAGAUUGGUUAUUUUCAAAAGGCAACAUAAAAAUUGAUUUAUCCUACAACAAUUUUACUGGAUACGCCUCACAACCCAGCUGUGCACAACAAAAUGCUGUGAACACAAUUGCAAGUUAUUCAUCUUCAGAAGACAACUCAAUUGGUUGGUGCUUGAAGAAGGACCUCCCUUGCUCUGGGAAACCUCAAUACCAUUCGUUGUUUAUCAAUUGCGGAGGCCUGUUGAUGAAAUUUGAUGGGGAGGAGUAUGCAGAUGAUUCAGCACCUAUGGUGGAUGGUGCAUCAUACUUCUAUCCUGCUGACAGAUGGGCUUCUAGCACUACAGGAACCUUUUUGGAUAGAAACAAUCCUCAGUACUCGACCACAAACACAUCAGUGUUGAAGAUGACUGAUCCAUCCAUAUAUAUGACAGCUCGCAGUGCACCAGUCUCACUAAGAUAUUAUGGUCUCUGCUUACAAAGCGGUAGUUAUACAGUGCGGCUCCACUUUGCUGAAAUAACAUUUACAGAAGAUCAGACGUACAGCAGCCUUGGUAGGCGCAUAUUUGAUGUGUUAAUUCAAGGAGAAAUGUGUUUGAAGAAUUUUAAUAUUGCAGAGGAAGCUAAAGGGGUUGGUAGGAUCAUCAUUAAGGAAUUUAACAAUGUUAUCGUCAGUGGAAAUACUUUGGAGAUCCACCUCUACUGGUCAGGAAAAGGGACUAAUGCAAUUCCCAGUAGAGGAGUAUAUGGUCCCCUAAUAUCGGCUAUUUCAGUAACGCCAAACUUUGACACGAACACUGGGCUAUCUGUUGGAGUUAUUGUUGGUAUUGUUGCUGCUUCAUUCAUUCUCAUAGCAUUAGUUUCAGUAAUCCUUUGGGUGAAAGGUUGCUUUGGAGGGAAGGAUCUCGAUGAUAAAGAGCUACAAACAGGUCACUUCAGUUUGAGACAGAUUGCAGCUGCAACUGGGAAUUUUGAUGCUGCAAAUAAGAUAGGUGAAGGUGGGUUUGGGCCUGUUUAUAAGGGUACACUAUUAGAUGGUACGGUUAUUGCUGUCAAGCAGCUCUCCUCGAAGUCCAAGCAAGGGAACCGUGAAUUUGUAAAUGAAAUAGGCAUGAUCUCUGCUUUGCAACACCCAAAUCUCGUGAAGCUUUAUGGAUGUUGCAUUGAAGGAAACCAGCUAUUAUUGAUUUAUGAAUAUAUGGAAAAUAAUAGCUUAGCUCGUGCACUAUUCGGUCGUGAAGAUCAAAGAAUGAACUUAGACUGGCCAACAAGGCAUAAGAUUUGCUUGGGGAUAGCAAAAGGUUUAGCAUAUCUUCAUGAAGAAUCAAGGCUGAAAAUCGUCCAUAGAGACAUAAAGGCAACUAAUGUGCUGCUAGAUAAGGAUUUUAAUGCUAAGAUUUCGGACUUUGGUUUGGCUAAACUUGAUGAAGAGGAGAACACCCAUAUCAGCACCCGAAUAGCUGGAACUAUAGGAUAUAUGGCACCUGAAUAUGCAAUGAGGGGUUACUUGACGGACAAAGCAGACGUUUACAGCUUUGGAGUGGUUGCGCUAGAGAUUGCCAGUGGGAUGAACAAUACAAAAUAUAGGCCAAAAGAGGACUUCAUUUACCUUCUUGAUUGGGCAUAUGUCCUUCAAGAGCAGGGAAAUCUCCUAGAACUUGUUGAUCCAAUUCUUGGUUCGAACUACUCCAAAGAAGAGGCAUUGAGGAUGUUGAAUUUAGCUCUCUUAUGUGCCAAUCCAUCCCCUUCUCUUAGACCCGCUAUGUCUGCAGCGGUGGGCAUGCUGGAAGGCAAAAUUGCAGUUAAAGCGCCUCUUGUAAAACGCAGCUCCAUGACUGAGGAUUUCAGGUUUAAGUCCUGCGAAAGGUUUUCAACGGAUAGCCAAAGACCCUAUUCAAGCAUUUCUCUAGAGAGUCAUGGGCAAAGUAGCCGAUCAAUGGAGGGGCCAUGUAUUGAUUCUUCCAUGUCUAUUCAUAGCAAUGAAGAGACCCCAAGCAUUAGCAAGCUUCUCCCCAAUACAGUGUGACUUUUUUAUUUUCUUUUAUUUGUUUGUGUAAUUAAAACUUAGGAUAAGUUUUCCUUAAUUUACUCAGGUUUUUUCACCAAUAGUGAUGUGAUUCUAUAAUUGAAUUUUGGUUAUCAAUAACUCCCUAGUUAUGGUUCAUGAUCUGCAA
Messenger RNA from Macadamia integrifolia, 3387 nucleotides. Its product is annotated as probable LRR receptor-like serine/threonine-protein kinase At1g53440. Gene Ontology annotation, molecular function: ATP binding; protein binding; protein kinase activity. The transcript is spliced from 23 exons. NCBI's taxonomy places the organism in Eukaryota, Viridiplantae, Streptophyta, Magnoliopsida, Proteales, Proteaceae. The record is from RefSeq and is a predicted model, not a curated record. Gene Ontology annotation, biological process: protein phosphorylation. The coding region runs from base 252 to 3239 and encodes 995 amino acids.